Messenger RNA from Columba livia (rock pigeon), 942 nucleotides. RefSeq names its product ADP ribosylation factor like GTPase 14 (gene ARL14). The coding region runs from base 172 to 756 and encodes 194 amino acids. The record is from RefSeq and is a predicted model, not a curated record. Lineage: Eukaryota; Metazoa; Chordata; Aves; Columbiformes; Columbidae. The transcript has a single exon. Gene Ontology annotation, molecular function: GTP binding; GTPase activity. Gene Ontology annotation, cellular component: plasma membrane; cytoplasm. Gene Ontology annotation, biological process: vesicle-mediated transport; intracellular protein transport.
GUUUGUACAGAGCUUUUACUUACUUUUCAUAGCACAAAGCUGCUGCUUCUUCUUCCUGGCUCUUUGUGCUACAUCUCAUGGGGGAAGCACGACAUUUUUCUGGCAAAAACUGGCGUGACAGAAGGCGGUGAAUUCCAGUUUGAAGGCUUACCAGAGAGCACCACGGCACAAAUGGGCCUCCAGAACACCAAACACCCCAAAGUGAAGCAAGCUAACAUACCGAUGUUGGGACUCGAUUCUGCGGGGAAAUCCACGCUGUUGUACAAGUUCAAGUAUAAUGAUGCUUUUCUAACAAUUCCAACAAUCGGCUUUAAUGUUGAUAUGAUUGAAAUGGGGAAAGAUUUCACCUUGACGUUUUGGGAUGUUGGAGGACAGCAGAAAAUGAGGCAGGUUUGGUGCGAUUUCCUGGAAAACGCAGACGGACUGCUCUACGUUGUGGACAGCUCUGAUAAGCGACGUCUGGAAGAAUCAAAGAAAGAAUUUGAACUCAUUUUAAAGAAUGAAUUUAUAAAGAACAUACCAGUCAUCGUGCUAGCAAACAAGCAGGAUUUGCCUGGAGCUUUGAACGCUGAGGAAAUAACCAGGAAAUUCAAGGUGAAGAAGAACUGCAGUGACAGAAACUGGUACGUCCAACCCUGUUGUGCUAUCACAGGAGAAGGUUUGGCAGAAGCUCUCCACAGACUCAUCACAUUCACAAAACACUCCAGCAGAUCAAAGGAGACUUGUACAGUCUUUAAGGAAAUCAAAACACCCUAAGAAUUCCUGUCAUCAAAUUCUGGUGAAGUUCAAUCAGCGUAUUUUGUUGGACAGACUAGAUCUGAAAAUACUGGUAAACUCUUAUGAGUAAAUAUUUAUAAGAACUUGGACAAUAUUUAACUAUACUGUUAUACCUGCAGAUGCUUCUGAGAUACUACUCUGCAGCAUUUUAUUAGUGACGGUAUA